Molecule: messenger RNA, 360 nt
Organism: Ilex paraguariensis (yerba mate)
Lineage: Eukaryota; Viridiplantae; Streptophyta; Magnoliopsida; Aquifoliales; Aquifoliaceae
Source: the annotation of a GenBank genome assembly
AUGGGUACAAUGGUAUGCAUAGUGAAUGCAACUCACGGCUAUUCCAACGGCAUCUGUAGCAAUCCCAUUCUCUACACCAUCAAAAGAAUAAAGCAGCAUUACAAAACCAGUUAUAUGCGUUAUGAAUUGCAAAUGGUUUCUCAACUAAUGAUGCGUUGCCAUAUGAGUAUCCAUCACAUGAACGAUGAAAGACAGGAAACAAGAUUGCAUCACAAAAUGAGGAAAUUGUGUUUGGAGGUUGCAUGGGUAGAAGGAAUGCCUAAAGUACUUCCUUUAGUUGCUGUCGAUAAGGACGGGAUGUUUAGAGUGGAUGUAGAGUCUUGUUGGCUAGGUGUGAAUAUUGACGUAAAAAUAUGGUAG